This is a messenger RNA of Hypanus sabinus (Atlantic stingray), 5521 nucleotides long. RefSeq names its product EBF transcription factor 1a (gene ebf1a). The record is from RefSeq and is a predicted model, not a curated record. Gene Ontology annotation, biological process: regulation of transcription by RNA polymerase II. NCBI's taxonomy places the organism in Eukaryota, Metazoa, Chordata, Chondrichthyes, Myliobatiformes, Dasyatidae. Gene Ontology annotation, molecular function: DNA-binding transcription factor activity, RNA polymerase II-specific; RNA polymerase II cis-regulatory region sequence-specific DNA binding. Bases 703 to 2475 code for a protein of 590 amino acids. The transcript is spliced from 16 exons.
CGCCCCCUCCCUCUCCGCCUCCCACCCCGAGAGAUCAGAGAACAAGCAUUAGUCCCACCAAUAAUACCCACCCCCCCCGCUCUGAAAUCCCCGCAUCGUUCACAAGGGAAAACCUCAUCGUCCCGCAUUUCCAUUCAUUCGCUACACCGCAGAUGCGACCGUUUGUGAAUACACACACACACACAAACACACACAUACACACACACACUCACACACACACUCAUGCACACACACUCACAUACGCACACACACACACACACACACACACACACACACACACUCACAGAGCAAUAGAGAGAGAGAGAGAGAGAGAGAGAGCGAGGGGGAGAGAGAGAGAAAAUAAACUUAGUUUUUCUAAUUAGACCAUGACACUUGGUGCUCAGAAGCCUGUCAGUCCGGCCUGAUUUUUCCGUGUGCUUCAAUCUCACCUGCUCUCUCCACCUUUUGACCCUCUUUCUUGGGAAUAUUUUACUUAGACGGAUCAGAGUGCCCCCCCUCCACUCCCGUUCUCCCCCCCCCCCUCUCUCUCACCCAUCACUUUUGUUCCCUGGUGACCAGCGCAGCACAGUUAUCACUAUUAUUUUUGCACUUUUUUUGGAGGAUAUACUUGACGGCCGUAAACUGCGUUUCAACAUCUUUAACUGUUCUGGUGGCUUUUGACGGCGGCGAGGAGAGAGUGGGGGAAAAGACUAGCUUGUUCCCAUGUUUGGGAUUCAGGAAAAUAUACAACGAAGCGGGGGCAGCAUGAAGGAAGAACCGAUCGGAAGCGGAAUGAAUGCUGUCCGCUCCUGGAUGCAGGGAGCCGGGAUAAUGGAUGCAAACACGGCCGCUCAGAGUGGAGUCGGUCUAGCCCGGGCACAUUUCGAGAAACAACCGCCUUCUAAUCUGCGCAAAUCCAACUUCUUUCACUUUGUACUGGCCCUAUAUGACCGCCAAGGUCAGCCAGUGGAAAUAGAGCGGACAGCAUUCGUGGGCUUCGUGGAGAAAGAAAAAGAAUUAAGUGGAGAAAAGACCAAUAAUGGGAUUCAUUACAGAUUACAGCUGCUCUACAGUAAUGGUAUCAGGACCGAACAAGAUUUGUACGUGCGACUCAUAGACUCGAUGACAAAACAGGCUAUCAUUUAUGAAGGACAAGACAAAAAUCCUGAAAUGUGCCGAGUCCUUUUGACACAUGAGAUCAUGUGUAGUCGCUGCUGUGACAAGAAAAGUUGUGGCAACAGGAAUGAGACGCCGUCAGACCCAGUGAUAAUUGACAGGUUCUUCUUGAAAUUCUUUCUGAAAUGCAAUCAGAACUGCCUGAAGAAUGCAGGAAACCCCAGGGACAUGCGAAGGUUCCAGGUGGUCGUUUCCACAACGGUGAAUGUGGAUGGCCACGUUCUGGCUGUUUCUGACAACAUGUUCGUCCACAACAACUCCAAACAUGGUCGGAGGGCUCGAAGGCUCGAUCCCUCUGAAGGUACGCCCUCUUAUCUGGAACAUGCCACACCUUGCAUCAAAGCCAUCAGUCCCAGUGAAGGUUGGACCACUGGAGGGGCUACCGUUAUCAUUAUCGGAGAUAAUUUCUUUGAUGGAUUACAAGUCAUAUUUGGCACCAUGCUGGUCUGGAGUGAGCUAAUCACCCCGCAUGCAAUUAGAGUGCAGACCCCUCCCCGUCACAUCCCUGGUGUGGUGGAAGUCACAUUGUCUUACAAGUCGAAACAGUUCUGUAAAGGAACCCCGGGCCGGUUCAUCUACACAGCACUGAAUGAACCCACCAUUGACUAUGGCUUCCAGCGGUUGCAGAAAGUUAUUCCCAGACAUCCGGGUGAUCCAGAACGAUUGCCAAAGGAAGUUAUACUGAAGAGGGCGGCAGACUUGGUGGAGGCACUUUAUGGCAUGCCACAUAAUAAUCAGGAAAUCAUCCUGAAGCGAGCAGCUGACAUUGCAGAGGCCCUGUACAGUGUUCCCCGGAACCACAACCAACUUCCAGCUCUCAGCAACACAUCUGUCCACGCAGGGAUGAUGGGUGUCAAUUCCUUCAGUGGGCAGUUGGCUGUCAAUGUGUCUGAAUCUUCGCAAGCAGCCAAUCAGGGUUUUACUCGCAACACAAGCAGCGUGUCUCCUCAUGGAUAUGUGCCGAGUUCCACUCCACAGCAGACAAACUACAAUUCUGUGACAACGAGUAUGAAUGGAUAUGGCAAUGCAGGGAUGUCCAACCUAGGAAGUUCUCCUGGUUUUCUCAAUGGGUCUGCUGCCAAUUCGCCAUAUGCCAUACCGUCCAGUCCUACUAUGGCCUCCUCCACCAGCCUUCCUUCAAAUUGUAGCAGUACCUCUGGCAUAUUCUCCUUCUCGCCAGCCAAUAUGGUGUCUGCCGUGAAACAAAAAAGCGCCUUCGCUCCGGUGGUGAGGCCACAGACCUCCCCUCCCCCGACCUGCACCAGCGCCAACGCUAACAGUCUCCAAGCUAUUUCCGGUAUGAUAGUCCCUCCAAUGUAGGUAAAUCCCAUGCCUUGAAGACUGCAUCUAUAUGCUGACAAUUACAAUGAAUAUUGUGUUUCGUAAGGAGAUGCAAGUCCCACAGAUGAAUGGAACAUUUAACUCAGGCCUUUCAGAGAACGAUUGUGUAGAGUUAAACGAUCUCAAAUAACACUCUUUAAACCUUCAACCUUGCCAAUUGUGAUGAAUUGAAUGCACGGUGACAACUUACACAUUAUUUACACCGGUCCCCGACAUUUGAGUGAUGUAAACAAAGCAAAAUUGUUUGUUCUACUUUGGUAAAUGUUAACUUUUUCCAAACACCUAAAACCCAAUUUAUUCAUUUUAACAGAACAUUAAUUGCUUUUAGAGUCAGUUUUGGAAUAUCUGGAAGGAACUCUGUAACAGAAUGUGAUGUUUAAUUUAUAAAGAAAAUCAAAUUUGACUGAGAGAAACAAAAAAGUGUGUGAAGAGAGAUGAAAUGAGUAGUGGUAAUGAUUAGGUGGGGAAAUGUAGAGAGUUUAGAGUGUGGUAGUUGGUUCCAACCUGUAGAUUUGACAGUGGGGUUUUUAAACUGUAACUCGAUUGAAUCUGGAUGUUGCUGUAUCCAGUUUCACCAUCAGCUGUCACAGUGCUAAAACUGUUUCAUAGGAGACUAUACUCUGCUUGUAGGCUGGUUGAGAUUGUAGAUGUAUAAAAAACAGAACAAGACAUAGGACUAACAUGCAGCAACCCUACAGAUACUAGCAAUGAUGUUUGAAGUGAUGAACUGCUUAGUGGACUGUGCAGAAUCAAAUAGAAGCAGGAAUCAUGUAUAAAGCAGUGAGCUGCUAUGAUAUAUACUUGGGACCGUGGCUUAUUUUGUAAAGGACGUAGUGGCAGGGCAGAAUGGCUGUGGUCAUUCACGUCUGACUCUGCAGGGUUAGGGAGGUUGGAGGAAUGACACCAGCUGGUACCUUAAAACAAUUUUAGUGCUUUCCUCUUUGUGUCGCCAAUGAUAGUGCCAGCUGGUCGCUGCAGUCCCAAGCCAAUGUCCAAUCAGCCCGGUCCAAUGGCCUUGUCUCAGAAGAUAAAUAAAUAUAUCAGGACUACAUAUUUUACAACCAGCAAUUCACUAACAAGUGUUUGUACAUUGUGAAGGACUUUGCAAAACACAAUAUAGUUUUGGCUGCUGUAUUUACAGGAGUGGAAAGUAGACAGAAUUAAAUACCAGUGCUGCGUGGGGACAAACGCAAAGGGGUAGAUUUUUUUUUUAAAUUACAAUUUUAUUAGCACGGUAUUGAGAAUGCUCUUAAUGGACUUUAUCAAGGAACCAUCAGAGUUCUGAUAAUGCAUUAUCCAAUAAUUUUCCACUGUAUUGUGUUUGUAUGUAGUUAUAAAUAUUGUAGAUUUUUUGUGUAUUUUUUCCUUUGCCAAAAUUGUUGUUUAAAUAUUUAUACAUUUCAAUGUCUUAAAUGCAAUUUUCAAUAUUAACAAGGAAUUUUAUUGCAUAAACUUAUUUUUUGCGGCCUAUUUUUUGUUAUUGCAAGGAGUUCACUACUAUCCAUUUUAUUUUGCUUGCACAUCCUUGCAAAAUUAAACAUGCAUCAGUUUAAAGAUGACAUUUGUGUUUUGUUUUGUAAAAUAUGCUUAUAAAUAAUGUAUUUAUCUUUGGAAAUUUGUACAUUGCUUUGUUUGGGUUGUAUUCUUUUUUCCUAUUUGUUUAUACUCUGGACUCAUUUUAACAUGUAAGUAUGCUAAUACAUGGGAGGUGUCAACACAGCAAGCCAUUUAAAAUUGUACCAGAGUAAGAAAUUGUUUAAAUGUAAUUUUAAAGCUUUUGUUUGCAAUAUAUAUAAUAUAUCAUUAUUACAUUUUCCAAUUAAGUCGAUAUUGUGCUAAGUAUUGGUUUGAAUCAUGCUUCCCUUUUUUGUUUCAAGUGUCAAGUGAAAAAAAGCCAUCGUCUAUUUUUAUAUUUUUUUUGUCAGUUGAACUGAAUUGUCAAGAAUUUUAAAAAGUGUUGCAAAAAGCAGCAUCUUAUUCAAUAGCAUUUAGUUCUGUAGAUUUAAGAAGGUAAAUUUUGUUUUUCCACAGCUUAUAGAAGUUUUAGAAAUUAAAUUUAUUAUUAUGCAUGGGGUACCCUCUCCACAUUGGGCGAUGGUCACUUCUUUAUUGUAUUAAAAUAGGGAAGACAUAAAAAUCAUUUAAAAUAAAUUUAGUGAAAUACAUUCUUAUAUCACUUGCUAGUUUUUGCUUUCUCCCUUUCUAUCUCUCUUUCUCUCUCUGUCUAUAUCUCUCUCUCUUUCUCUCUCGAUCCUUUUAUCUUGACAUUAAGCAAAAUUUAUAAACCAGCAGUUUGGAUGCCUUAACAAUGCAAAGCAUAUUCAUUUCAGUCAAACAUUGUACCCUGUACCUAAAUUGUCCAUAAACAAGGUGAAAUCAUAUACUUAAAAAAGCACAAUGUUAAGUGUUCUGUUAUCUUAUAAGAUGUACCUCUUUCGUUGCCAUAUGAUGCACACAUGAUGUGACAGUGCUGCAAUGCUCCCAGUCUAAUAUUUCAGUGGCUUUACAAGGACAUUUUGAGUCUCACUUCCAACGUGAAAAAUAAAAACAAAAAAGAGAAGAAAUUUGAUGAUUUUCAUAGGGAGGAAUGAGAAAGAAACAAAAGCUGAUGCUUGGGAUAUGGAAAAGAUUUGUCAUUUUUUUGACCAAGUCCUUGUCCUAGCUUUUCUUCAGCCUCCUAGGCUGAACCAGUACAUGGGUGCUUGAUAUCAACUAGUAGGUGGCAUGCUGGCGAUGGACUAUACACAAAACAGUCGAUGAUAGACUUAAGACUUGAAUAUUGAAACGAGAAAAAAUUCUCGUGAUUGAAAUGUGAAGCAAUGCCUCCCAGAUGCCAACAUCAGCUGUAUCUCAUUUGAACUGAUUGCCUUCCACUUCGUUUAUGUGAACUGUUGGACACACUGUACAGAUAAAUGGUUAGACAAACUACUGUAGAGAUUGUUAUAAAUUUUUUGCAGAAAUUUGAGCUGUAAAAAAACUUUUCAACUUACAUAAUAUUUAAUUAAAGUUACUUCUUGUCUGUGAA